CCGAGGCAUCCGUUCAGCUGACCCCUUCCUGACUGGUCAGGUAGCUUAUUUAACCCUUAUGAACCUCUGUGAAUAGGAAGAUGACUACCGAGUAAGUAAAUACUUGUGUCGUCAAAGUGUCACUUGAACUCAUUUAUUUGAUCGUAGCUCUGCUGUGGUGGUUGGGCCGCUAAAGGAAAGAGCACCAACCGGCCAGGCCACUGCCUGUUGACACAAGCCACAAGGUUUGCUGGUUCGGCGGGUUCUGCCCGCCGCGGUUACCAGAACGCUCCUACCUGGCGGAGUAAAGGACACAUAGGUGAAAUGUUUUUGUGGGAAAUGUUUUUAAAAAUGACCAAGUUUGAUCCUCCCUCACCACCCAUCUGCGCUCAAGCCAAGACGCCCUGUUCUCCGCAUCACCUGCACACAUUCGCCACCGGCCUUCUCUCUCGACCACGAGCCAGCACAUCCCACACACUCGCCACCGGCCUUCUCUCUCAACCAGACCACCAGCCAUGGCUCCAGCCAAGACGCUCACGCGUGACAUGCCAGGCAAGCAAAACUCAUGCCCCGAUGCGGCCUUCUCUCCCUCGACCACCAGCUAUAGCUCAAGCCAAGACGCCCACGCGUGGCCUUCUCCCUCAACCACCACCUAUAGCUCAAGCCAAGACGCCUUGUUCUCCGCAUCAACUUGCAACACAUCCCACACAUUCGCGACCACCAGCUAUGGCUCAAGCCAAGAAGACGCCACUGGCCCUCUCUCUCAACCACCAGCCAUGGUUCGAGUCAAGACGCCCACGCGUGACAUCCCAGGCAACCACAACUCGUGCCCCGAUGCAGCCGCUAGUCCGCGAGAAUAAUAGCACUGAAUCCUUAGGUCUGCAUUGUGCCUUGGGGCCUCCUGUCAUGGUGCCUCCUGUCCGGGUGCAUUUCAACCGGCAGCAGAAGAGAAUGGCAUGCGCCUCUGACUGCGGCUACUUUUGGCCUUGAUGACUGUCCCCCGACGUACGGGACUGCGCGCUCACCCCGGCAGAGACCCAGAGUCAGCCGGACUGUUGAAGACAAGAAAGAGAUUGCCGAGAGAAUGUUGAAGACAAGUAGACUGUUCAAGAUAAGAAAGAGGUUGCCGAGACCGCGGCCGUCGCUCUCAUGAGCCGCUUUCCCGACAUUAUGUCGCCUCCUAUCAACCUGAAAGACGGCGUGCUUGACCAUCAUGAGGGCCUUUCGAUAGCCGUACAAAUCAUCGAAAAAAAAACCU
Messenger RNA from Lasiosphaeria miniovina, 1237 nucleotides. RefSeq lists its product as uncharacterized. Lineage: Eukaryota; Fungi; Ascomycota; Sordariomycetes; Sordariales; Lasiosphaeriaceae. Bases 304 to 969 code for a protein of 221 amino acids. The record is from RefSeq and is a predicted model, not a curated record. The transcript is spliced from 2 exons.